Messenger RNA from Penicillium daleae, 1272 nucleotides. RefSeq lists its product as uncharacterized. Bases 1 to 1272 code for a protein of 423 amino acids. The transcript has 3 exons. Gene Ontology annotation, cellular component: fungal-type vacuole membrane. Gene Ontology annotation, molecular function: transmembrane transporter activity. Lineage: Eukaryota; Fungi; Ascomycota; Eurotiomycetes; Eurotiales; Aspergillaceae. Gene Ontology annotation, biological process: transmembrane transport. The record is from RefSeq and is a predicted model, not a curated record.
AUGUCGAAGCAUGACGAGGAAGUUCUUUUGCCGGGACCUUCUCCAUUGACUGGAAGCCAGUGGUGGCAGAUAUUUGCUGCAUCUUGGAGCCAAAACUGCGCGGAAUCACUGACCUGGAAAUUCUUUAGGGGUUUGCUUCUUGCUUUCGGAGUCUUCCAGACAUUUUACGAAGAACAGCUCCUCCCGCAAAAGUCCACAUCACAAUUGGCAUGGAUAUCGACAAUAUCUGCAUUCAUUCUCCUAGCCAGUGGACUUGUGACUGGCCCUUUAUUUGACAACGGCUACCUUCGCCCGUUACUGGUGGCUGGCAGCCUCUUAGAGGUAUUCGGUGUCAUGAUGCUUAGUCUUAGUACGGAGUACUACCAGGUGCUUUUGUCACAGGGCAUUUGCAUCGGCCUUGGAUCGGGAAUGAUAUUUGUACCAAGUCUAUCCGCCGUCGCUGUGUCCUUAGAUGAUGCUCGACGAGCGAAGGUUAUUGGUCUCGCCUCUUCCACCACGGGAAUUGGUGGUAUUGUAUAUCCGAUAAUUUUCAGACAGCUUGUAACAAGCAUCGGCUUUCGCUGGGCAAUUCGCGCCAUCGCCUUCAUCAUGCUUACUUUGUUCCUCUUGGCCAGUCCGGUCUUGUAUGUUUAUAAGCCGAACAGGAAUGGUCUUAUCCGAAGUUGGAUAGAUGCAUCUGCAUUCAAAGAUAUGCCCUUUAUCUCCAUUCUAUGUGGCGCUGUCUUUAGUGCAAUGGUAUUCUAUCUUCCGAUGCUAUACCUUCCACUUUACGGUACAACAGCGGCCCAUAUUCAAUAUACGAGUGUCGCGUUCUAUCUCGUAUCUAUUGCAAAUGGGGCUUCUGUAUUUGGGCGUCUCUUAUGUGGAUUUGUUGCAACUGCUAUUGGCCCCGUGGAGACGUGCGCACUUGCAAUUGCAAGUAGUACUGUGCUCCUCUUCUGCUGGUUUGCCGUGUCGUCACCUGCUGGGGUGAUCGUCUGGAGCAUUGCUUGGGGCUUCAUUUCCAGUGCGAUCGUUGCCUUACCCGGAGCCAUUGUACCGCGAGUCACACCAACCUUGAGGCUGGUGGGGACUCGCACAGGGAUGCUUUGGACUGCGGUGGGGGUCGGUAUGUUAAUUGGCAGCCCUAUUGCGGGGGCACUGAUCGAGACUGGCGAUGGAUACAAUCAUUGGUGGAGAGCACAGUUAUUUGCAAGCCUUUCCAUGACAGUCUCGACUGCUUUCUUUGUCUAUCCAGCGUUAUAUGUUCGAAGGAAAAGGACGGAGGUGUGA